UUAAGGUGAUAACAAAAUGAAGGCCUGCCUACCACUCCUUGCACUGUUUUUGUGGAUUGCUGUCAUUGAAGCUCGAUUAUUCCGAUUUGACGACGUUCUCGUUGAUCCUACACAAGACAGAGAUUCAUCAACACUAAAUGAUUGGGAAUACGCAUCACCGCGACCAAAGCGAAAUCGUCUAUGUAUGAUUAAUGCUGGUCUAUCUCAGGGAUGCGACCUCUCUGACAUUCUGAUGGCAAAACAACAGGCAAGUAAAUUCAUGAGUUUCGCUGGACCAGGCCGUAGAUGAUGGUAAAAGUUGCCUACUCCUCAUUCUUGCCCCGCAGUGCUAGAAUAUACAUCUUGACAGACGUUCCAUUCGCAGUUUUCGUUCUUUUGUCUUCUUCGCUGAUAUGUUGAUAAAAGGUUGUUGGAUAUUGAUAAAAUUCUACUCAGUAUCGCUCAUCAAAAUCGUGCAAAGCUUU
Messenger RNA from Cylicocyclus nassatus, 464 nucleotides. The record is from the annotation of a GenBank genome assembly. Lineage: Eukaryota; Metazoa; Nematoda; Chromadorea; Rhabditida; Strongylidae.